Abrus precatorius (Indian licorice) is the source of this 3718-nucleotide messenger RNA. Its product is annotated as membrin-11-like. Bases 147 to 833 code for a protein of 228 amino acids. The record is from RefSeq and is a predicted model, not a curated record. Gene Ontology annotation, biological process: vesicle-mediated transport; vesicle fusion. Gene Ontology annotation, cellular component: endoplasmic reticulum membrane; SNARE complex; Golgi apparatus. NCBI's taxonomy places the organism in Eukaryota, Viridiplantae, Streptophyta, Magnoliopsida, Fabales, Fabaceae. Gene Ontology annotation, molecular function: SNAP receptor activity; SNARE binding. The transcript has 4 exons.
UGUUAAUGAGAAAAUACAAAUUUUGUAUCACUUUUCCAAACACGUAAUUGCGAACACCACUUUCCUAAAUCAAUAAACAGUUACGGUGAUCUUCCUCUUUCUCUCUGUCGGAGAAGCUUUCAGAAACCACAGAUACCGUCACCGUCAUGGAAGGAGGUGGAGGAACGCUCUCUGAGAUUCACCAAACCGCGAAGAAGUUCUUGCUUCGGUCUCGCGACGGCCUCGAACGCCUCGAGCGUCUCGAAUAUUCUGCCACCGCCUCCGCUGCCGUUGCCGGCGCCGACACGGAGUUGUCGUUCGCCGUGAAGAAGGACAUCACUCAGAUCCAAUCGCUCUGCGUUGAGAUGGACCGUCUCUGGCGAUCCAUCGCUGCCAAACCUCAACGCGAUCUCUGGAAAAGAAAAGUGGAGCAAAUAGCUGAAGAAGCUGAAUCACUGAAAGAAAGUUUGGAUAAAUAUAACUUACGGAAUCAGAAACGGAUGAGAGAAGCUAAAGAGAGAGCAGAACUACUGGGACGAGCUAAUGGGGAUUCUGCUCAUGUUUUGAGAAUUUUUGAUGAUGAUGCACAAGCAAUGCACUCAGUUCGCAAUUCUUCCCGGGAGCUAGAAAAUGCCAAUGCACUUGGGGAGGCCAUCCUUUCCUCAAUACAUGGCCAAAGGGAACGGCUGAAGAGUGCACAUCGAAAAGCAUUGGACAUCCUGAAUACAGUUGGGAUAUCAAAUUCUGUUUUGAGGCUAAUCGAGAGACGAAACCGUGUCGACCAAUGGAUCAAAUAUGCAGGAAUGCUAUUGACUGUCAUUUUCUUGUUCACCUUUGUUUUGUGGAGACAUUGACCAUUAUCAGAUGUUGAAAAACUGAAAUUUCAAAGCACAUGUAAGUGAAAUACAAAGUAUAUUUGGCUGAAAUUGGAAACAUUUUUAGAGAAGAGCUUGUGCAUCCUUAGAUAUUUGAUAACAUACACAAGGCUGAUUGUAAAUCGUUUGUUAUUGCCCACGCGUCAGCAAUUGAGCCGAAAACAUAUAUUUUAGGUUACUUUUGGUUCUUAGUAUUUGUUUUUAUUUUCCAGCUUGUUUUAUUGUUUUCCAUAUUAAAGUUCAUAUCCCAAGAGAUGUUGAUAAAACGAGUUUUGAUAUUUUAGAAGUGUAGAGGAUGACUGUUAAAUUAGGAGAAUCACUGGAUUGUACCGAUGGGAAACUGAGUCAGGUCUCAAUUACACCCCUACGCUCCAAAACAGAAACUUAAUUCGUUUUUUCUUCCUUAUGAAAAUAGCAUAUUGUCUCUAAACUUAAUCAUUUAAAUUGUUUCAUUUUAAAUUCUAAUUUCUUUCAAUUAGGUGUUUUGGGACUUGAAAUUAAAAGGUGAACAAAUCUGUACCCUUCAUUUAUAAUUAUAAAUGUCUACCGUUCUUCCAGUGCAUAUCAAUGGGAACAGUGACUUUUGUAACCUAGUUAUGAUAUGAAAAAAGCAUUGAAGGCUUGUCCACCAGAAAUGCAGAGAGGCGCAUGCAACGUUAAUUUUGGACUGGAGUUUUUUUUGCAGUAGUGUUUUCAAUUUUGUCUAGGACAAACUUCAGUGAGGUUUUCAAUGUGCUUUUAGAUCUGUUUGUCAAUAAAAACAUGCAUAACACAAAAUAUAAAUAUUUUAUUUCAGAUAAACUUUAAUUGAUAAAUAAUACUUAAAGUAUUUCAAAAUUAUACUUUAAUUUUGUCCUACGCCUCGUGGUGUGGAUUGGCAGUAAUAUUUUAAUUGGAAACGGGAGAUGGCAAAGCAAAAUUGGAAACAAAACAUACUGCCUUUCAAUAAUUUUGUUUCCAGAAAAAGUGGAUCAAAUGACGUAAAUAUAAAACUCAAAUCUUCGUACGUGGAAGUAUUAGCCUUCCAAGGCGGCAAUUUCUUAAUAUAUUCUCAGGUUUUGGAGCCUAAUUUUCCUGGCAGCGGAUGAUGUAGUAAUAACAUUAUUCUAUCAUAUCAGCAAAAUAUAGAGCUUGAUUGAGUUACAAUUUAUCUUCACGAAUUUUGUUUUGGUUUGGUCUGCAGCAAGGCACCCAGAGUAUUCUCUUGCACUCUUGCUGGAGAUGGAGGGUUUAGUUUCGGCUUGGUUCUUUCGUCUGUUGCUUAUUUUCACUUUUCUGUCAAAUACUAGAAUAGGCUUAGCGUAUUCAAUAUUUCAAUUCCAAAAUAUAUGAGCGGUUUAGAUUUAAGGUGAUUUCUACGGUACCCUUUAAAGGGUACCUCUACCUCCUUAUAUGGUCCAAUAUAUUUAUAACAUUUGUAAAAAAUAUAUUUAACAUUAAAAAAAUUGAUAUUUUUUAUUUUUUGUAAUUGCAAUCCCUCCUCUUUUGAAUGUGUUUGAAGACUGCAGUUAGGGUUCAUUGAAAAUAGAGGGAGAGAGGCCAUUAACAAAGGUGAAGUGAAACCAUUAAUAGAGGUGAAAAUAACUAUGUAUAUACCGAUGAAAGGUAAUUGUAGUGUCAGAAGAAUAAUAUUGUUGCGAUGUCACAUUCCCGGUUCAAUAAUGGUAGUUACCUUAGGUUGAUUUUAUUUUGGGUGCUGGCUUGCAGGUUUAGAAAUAGAGUUGUGACCUUUUGACAAGGAUGAUAAGAUGUGGUUGUUUUGAUAUUGAAGUUCUAUAUUGGUGUGAGGAUGAUGGUGUUGAGGUCUGUGUUUGAUGAGAGAUACCUUGCAGUAGGUUUAUAGUUAAUGACAAAUUUAAUGUAAAAUUUUACUAUAACCUGCCAUUAACGUUGUCUCGGUCAUUGUGAGCCUCUCAUGAAGUCAUCUUUCUUUGCAAAACCCACAUAUGUGAAUUGCUACAAAUUGUUAGUUGUGACAAAACUUUUACCAAUGCUUUGUAUAAUCCAAUCAAUCAAUACUAAAACCCUCUGAAAUCAAUUAGCACCAACGAUGGAAUAUUGGCCGCAAGGAAGAUGAAAUUAUAUGCUCAUUCUGCAUUUAAAUUUUCCGCACAAGAAAGGACCUCUUUGCAAUAUUUAAAAUUAUAACUUAAACUAAAGGACCUCUUUGCAAUAUUUAAAAUUAUAGAUAAUGUAUUUAUUAAAAAUAAAAUAACCUUUUGUUAUUAGUUCACAUAAGAAGGUUAUUAAUACUUUUUUAAAAGUUAGGGUUCAGAAGCAACCACCUAAAUUUAAUUGAAGUGUGUUUUAUUCAUCAGAAAGUUUAAACCCCUCAAAUUAACAAAAUGAUUCACAACAAUUGCAAAACAUUAAGAAUUAUGACAAUCGAACUUCAUAAUAUUUUUAUUUUGUGAAGAACAAAAUAUUUAAGGUGAUUAUAUCUUUUUUCAGCCUAUCAACCAAUAAAUAAAGUGCAUACACUGUGUUACUAAAAGUCAUUUACCAUGAGAACUAUAAUAAUUAGUUAAUUAAUUAAGCAAAGAAGCAAAUAGUGGAAAAUAAAUGAUGUAAAAUAAAUUUUAACUAAAUAAAAGUAAAAAAUAGAUUUUCCUAAAUAGGACAAGCAUAUUUUUAGACAAUGAAUAACGUGAAUUUUACACAACAAUGUUAGAAGAGAACAAGACGACCUAAGACUCUAAACAAGGAGGCCAAACAAAUUUUGAUAGGUUCCAUAAACAGUGAAUUCAGAUUGUCACCAAUUUAGAUGAGAAUUGGACUUCCAGUUUAUUUUUCACUUAAGCAACCCAUUUUCAUUUAAAAUCAUGACAAAAUGGCUUGAAUCAAUUUUCAUAAAACAAAAGGCU